CUUGAUUGUUGACAGAUUCACUAAAAAUGCCAGGAAAGCGAGGCUUGUGGUCUGAAGAGAGCCUUCAAGCCGCCAUGACAGCUGUCAAAUAUGGGCAUAUGACAGGAUUGGCCGCAGCCCGUAGUUAUAAAAUACCAAGGACUACAUUGUAUAGCCACAUAAAAUCUGGAAGUGAUGUAAAACGCAUAGGACGCAAGUCAACCUUCACCCAGGAACAAGAAAAUGAUUUUGUCAUAGGAAUAUUCCGUAUCGCUAAAAGAGGAAAAAAAGUAACACCUAGUCUCAUACGUAAAGAAGCGUUUUUAUUCUGCGAAAAGAAUAAUAUUGAGCACAGCUUUAACAAGAAGAAUCGCAUUGCAGGCCCUGACUGACUCACUAAAAAUACCAGGAAAGCGAGGCUUGUGGUCUGAAAAGAGCCUUCAAGCCGCCAUGACAGCUGUCAAAUAUGAGCAUAUGUCAGUAUUGACUGCAUCACGCAGAUAUAAAAUACCAAGGACCACACUGAGAAACCACAUGAAAUCUGGAAGCAGUGUGAAAUGCAUGGGUAAAAAAUUAACAUUCAACCAGGAACAAGAAAAUGAACUUGUAAUCAGAAUACUCGGUUUAGCGCAAAGCGGAAUAAAUUUGACACCUGGUCUCAUACGGAGAGAAGCAU
Messenger RNA from Ostrinia furnacalis (Asian corn borer), 655 nucleotides. RefSeq lists its product as uncharacterized. The record is from RefSeq and is a predicted model, not a curated record. The coding region runs from base 27 to 371 and encodes 114 amino acids. The transcript is spliced from 2 exons. Gene Ontology annotation, molecular function: DNA binding. NCBI's taxonomy places the organism in Eukaryota, Metazoa, Arthropoda, Insecta, Lepidoptera, Crambidae.